Messenger RNA from Zymoseptoria tritici IPO323, 1766 nucleotides. RefSeq lists its product as uncharacterized. The transcript has 2 exons. Bases 87 to 1766 code for a protein of 559 amino acids. NCBI's taxonomy places the organism in Eukaryota, Fungi, Ascomycota, Dothideomycetes, Mycosphaerellales, Mycosphaerellaceae. The record is from RefSeq and is a predicted model, not a curated record.
CUCGACUAGCAUUCAGUGAUCGUGCCUCACCACGACACACCUGUAUGCACCCUACCAUGCUCCUUUGCUAGCACACCGCCGCCAACAUGCCGACUGUACCCUUCAUCGGCAGGCUUCACAUCCACGAAUACCUCGCGCUCGGAGGUUCUUUUGUCUUGCUCUUCCUCGAGCUCGUCAUUCGCACCAUCACGCUCCUGCUCCCGACUCCAAUUAUUCGACUGGGCUAUCGCGUCAGUCGCAAUGCUUUCAACCGACUGUCCUCGCCAUACUCUCGCCGAGCGCGAAAUAAGAAGAAGGCCGUCUCGAGUCCAAUCGCCCAAGCCGACGACUUCGUUGAGCUCUGUGAGCUGUACGGAUACUACGCAGAGGAGCAUGUCGUACAGACAGAAGACGGAUACCUACUCGGAGUACACCGUCUAGGCUGGAGAAAAGGCGAGGAAGGUCAGAAGGUCAACUCUGGACCGGGAUCUAUCCAGAAGAAGGUGGUUUACUUACACCAUGGAUUGAUGAUGAACAGCGAGGUUUGGGUGUGCAUUACAGAGCAAGAAAGAUGUCUUCCAUUCCUACUUGUCGACCAAGGAUAUGAUGUCUGGCUGGGAAACAAUCGCGGGAACAAGUACUCCAAGAAGAGCCUGAACCAUGGCCCAACGGAGAUCCCGUUCUGGAACUUCAGCAUGGAUCAGUUUGCCUUUCACGACAUUCCCGACUCGAUCAAUUACAUACUCAGCACUACCGAGCAGCCUAGCCUAUCUUACAUUGGAUUCAGUCAAGGCACGGCACAGGCGUUCGCGACACUCUCCAUCCAUCCCAUGCUCAAUCACAAGGUCGACCUGUUCGUGGCUCUCGCACCGGCAAUGGCUCCGCCUGGCUUGGCUUCCGGCAUUGUGAGCUCUAUGGUCAAGUCAAACCCCGAAGUCCUGUUCCUCGCUUUCGGACGGCGCGCCAUUCUGGGUAGUACUACGAUGUGGCAAGCUCUGCUGUAUCCCGGCAUCUUCAGCUGGGUGAUCGACUUGGCUCUAGGAUUCCUGUUCGGCUGGAAGAUGAAGAACAUAUCACCUCAUCAGAAGCUGGCUGCCUAUCCACAUCUAUACUCUUUCACGAGUACAAAGAGCGUAGUGCAUUGGUUCCAAAUCAUCCGCAAUGGGAAAUUCCAGAUGUACGACGAUGAGGUGACCAGUCCGACGAGUUUCAGCACAGGAAGCAAGUAUUACAAAGUGGCCAAGUUUCCAACAAGGAAUAUCAAGACCCCUAUUGUACUGGUGUACGGCGGCAGCGACAGUCUCGUCGACAUCAACCUCAUGUUGAAAGAACUUCCCAAGCACACAAUCGCGAAGUGUGUCCCAAAGUACGAGCAUCUGGAUCUCCUGUGGGCCAGCGAUGUCGAUACACUUGUCUUCCCGCACGUUCUUGAAGCACUUGAUAGCUACUCUCAGCCCUCUGCCACCAAGCGGGACGCCCUCGAGUGGCACAAAUCUCUUGCUCUUCCUCAACGCAACAUCUUCGACCCAGCUUUGAGUAAUGGUUCUCUACCUCCUGGCUACUCCGAAGACGAGCAUUCGUAUCGUAUGCCUCAGACUCCAGCUAUAGAAUACGACGUGCCUGUCGAAGAACAAAUGGAUGAAAGCGACGAAGAGGAUUACAUGGACAAUGGACAAGGUGGCCUGGUGCUCGCACCUUCCUCUUUUGCGCACUCCUCUUCCAACCCUCCACCGCCGAAAAAUGCUCUAGGUUUAAUGCCGAGCCCUAGUGCUGUCGCUGAUACCUGA